AUGGGCGAGCACAACCUCCUUAAUCCCGGCUUUGUGGGACCUCUGGUGAACAUCCACACGGGAGACACCUUCUACUUCCCCAAUUUCCGCGCCUCCGGAGGGCAGCUGCCCGGGUUGCCGUCCCUCUCCUACCCCCGACGGGAUAACGUCUGCUCCCUGCCCUGGGCAUCCUCGGAACCCUGCAACGGGUACCCUCAACCCUACCUGAGCAGCCCCGUCUCCAUUAACCCUUCCUUCGGCAGAGCCUGCGACCUCGCCCGGGUGGAGGAAAGCAAAUGUUAUUACCGGGAGACCUGCUCCGAAAGCAGCGGGCUCAAGAGGGAGGAGAGGGGCAGGGACAGUGCCUUGCUGCCCCUCGAAUCCAGCCUCCCCAAUGGCAUGGGGGGCAAUUUCAGCAAAUAUGACUAUCCGACGGGCGAGGCG
Messenger RNA from Nipponia nippon (crested ibis), 423 nucleotides. NCBI's taxonomy places the organism in Eukaryota, Metazoa, Chordata, Aves, Pelecaniformes, Threskiornithidae. The record is from RefSeq and is a predicted model, not a curated record.